GGGGAACCCAGUGCUUAAUAUCAUUGUUUUCAAUUCGAACUGAGGUUAUCUGUUUUCUUUAAGGAUGCUACUUUGAUUUGUCACAGUUUCUUUACUCGAUCAAUCCAAGGUCCAGGAUGUUUCACGCAUGGACAUAACUUUUCUGGUGAGGACUUGUCAUGCACCCCGAGUAUGGAAUGCUUCGUAGUCUGCUCCACAGUACUCCGUACAUGGAUGUCCAUGGUUAUUACCGUAUUGUACCUUUACAGGUGCUUUGUCCCUCGUGCUGAAGCUACCCGCACAUACAGAACUUAUGCACUCCUCACAGCACUCAAGCUCAUUUGUCUUCCUUUCCUGUUUCCCUUUAGCUAAGGAGUAAUCCUUGAAGUCAGCCCUGCACGGGUCAGAAUUUUCAUGGUACAGUUUGGUAAAGCUGCAUUUGCGGAUGUGUCCCGGUUCUUUGGUAGUGGC
Aspergillus pseudonomiae is the source of this 450-nucleotide messenger RNA. RefSeq lists its product as uncharacterized. The record is from RefSeq and is a predicted model, not a curated record. NCBI's taxonomy places the organism in Eukaryota, Fungi, Ascomycota, Eurotiomycetes, Eurotiales, Aspergillaceae. The transcript has a single exon. The coding region runs from base 172 to 351 and encodes 59 amino acids.